This is a messenger RNA of Aphidius gifuensis, 1386 nucleotides long. It is a transcript of the gene Nf-YC, whose product is annotated as nuclear transcription factor Y subunit gamma-like. The transcript is spliced from 5 exons. The coding region runs from base 149 to 1147 and encodes 332 amino acids. Gene Ontology annotation, biological process: regulation of DNA-templated transcription. Gene Ontology annotation, molecular function: DNA binding; protein heterodimerization activity; DNA-binding transcription activator activity, RNA polymerase II-specific. The record is from RefSeq and is a predicted model, not a curated record. NCBI's taxonomy places the organism in Eukaryota, Metazoa, Arthropoda, Insecta, Hymenoptera, Braconidae. Gene Ontology annotation, cellular component: nucleus; CCAAT-binding factor complex.
AGACCAAAUGACAUUUUGAUUGGCGAAAUUAAUCCGGCGCAAAUUAUUCAUUGUAUUAUUCAUUAAAUAAAAAAUAAAACAUUGAUAAAAUAAUUAUAAUAGAGUAUUUAAUUAAUGCAAUUACAAAGGUAAUAUCAAAUCAUCAACAAUGUCCUUGUUCUUUGUGAAUGCUAAUCAGGACAGUGAAGUGGAGGAUCCAACAGAUUCAAAUGGAGGUCUUCAAAUUGCUUCACCAGACAGUGCUGAUGGACAAAAAAAUUUACUCACAUUUUGGCCAACAGUUGCUGAAGAAAUUAAAAAUAUUAAAAAUAUGGAUUUAAAAACUCAAUCAUUGCCAUUAGCAAGAAUUAAAAAAAUCAUGAAACUUGAUGGAGACGUCAAGAUGAUAAGUGCUGAAGCACCAAUGUUAUUUUCAAAAGCUGCUGAAAUAUUUAUACAUGAAUUAACAUUACGUGCAUGGGUACAUACUGAGGAUAAUAAAAGACGUACAUUACAACGUAAUGAUAUUGCAAUGGCAAUAACAAAAUAUGAUCAAUUUGAUUUUUUAAUUGACAUUGUACCACGUGAUGAAUUAAAACAGAGUAAAGCACAAGCUGAUCAAGGUGUACGUACAUCAAUGAAUUCAGAUCAAGUACAAUAUUAUUUUCAGUUGGCUCAACAACAAGCAUCUGCUAAUCAAAAUGUACAAAAUAAUAAUAAUCAACCAUUACAAAUAUUACAACCUGGUACUGGACAAAUACAAACAAUAAAUAUUGGCAAUGCAGUUGAUCAUGAUUCAUCAAAUACAAAUACAAAUCAAACUGUUUCCAUUCAAAAUGCUCAACAAUCUGGUCAACAUCAUGUCAUUCAACUUCAACAGCAACCACAACAACAACAGCAGCAGCAGCAACAACAACAGCAACAAUCAAAUCAAGCUGGAAAUAUACAAAUUUUACAACAAAUUGUAUCACCAAAUGGUGACAUUCAACAAAUACCUAUUCAAUUGACGCCACAACAGUUACAGAUGAUACGAAUGCAAGUUCAAGGUGGAAGCAGUCAACCGAUAAUAAUUCAAGCUCCACUUCAAACACAAACUCAACUAAUACAAGUUGGCCAAGGUGGUCAGGCACCUGUUUACCUGCAAACAAGUAGCAAUGAUAAUGAAUAAAUAAUUCACAAUACUUAAUUAACAUAAAUAAUUAUUAAAUAUAUCAAUAUACGUAAUUAUUUCUUUAAAUAAUAAUUGUAACAAUAUCAAAAAAUUGAAUCAUAAAUAUUUUUAAAAAUAAGUAAGAUAAAUAAUUUUAAAAUAUGUAAUUUUAUGAAUACAUGAAAUAAUUAAAUUAUUUAAAUAAAUUUUAAAAAAAUUUAUAUAUUCUUUAUUUUAAAAAAAAAAAAAACAAAUUG